AUGAAAUGGAUAUUACGUCCUAAACAAAGUGAAGAGUAUUGUAAUGGGGUGAAGAAAUUUGUUUUGAAUGCAUUGUCUAGUUUCGCUGUUGGUAAUGAAAUACAAUGCCCUUGCAAGGACUGUAGUAAUCGUUUUUGUUACUCUAUGGAUGAUGUGUAUGAUCACCUAGUAUGCAAGGGCCCCUGUUCAUCCUUGGUUGAUUGGGUAUAUGAAAUUUCGACCCCUAAGUACCGAAAGAAAACUGAUCAGAUGGAGACGGACUGUGAUGGGGGGUUUGGGUUAGGAAAUGACUUUGAUGAGAUGAUGCAUAAUACGUAUAAAUAUACUUCUGAUUCUGUAGGUAGAAAGGGGAUUAAUGAGUAUGCAAGUAAAUUUUAUCGGCAUGUCGAAGACGGGAAACAGCCUUUGUAUCCUGGCUCGAAAAAAUUUACUCGUUUAGGCUUUAUAGUAAAGCUUUACCAGCUGAAGUGCAUUCAUGGAUUUUCCGAGUCCUCCUUUAGUGCUAUACUAGAGUUAAUUAAGGAAGCCUUUCCUGAUGUUAAUCUCCCUCCAUCCUUUAACGCUGCGAAGAAUAUAAUCAAAGAGUUAGGUCUUGAUUACCAAAAAAUCCACGCAUGUCCGAACGAUUGUAUGUUGUAUUGGGGUGAAAAUAUAAAUGAAACUAAAUGUAAAGUAUGUGGUGUGUCAAGAUGGAAAAAUGUGGAUAAUGAGAUCAGGGAUAUUGAUAGUGGCCUUCCGGAAAAGAAGUAUAAUGUCCCUGAAAAAGUUAUGCGGUACUUCCCAUUGAAACCAAGGCUGCAACGCGUAUUCAUGUGUAAGGAAUAUGCUGAACUCAUGACAUGGCAUGAAGUAGGACGAAUCAAAGACGGGAAGUUAAGGCAUCCAGCUGAUGCCGAGGCUUGGAAGUCACUGGAUGUUAGAUAUCCAAAUUUUGCCGCUGAAAAUCGAAAUGUUAGGUUAGGAUUAGCGGCAGAUGGCUUCAAUCCUUACCGAACAAUGGGUUUAAAUCACAGCACUUGGCCAGUGGUUCUGGUUAAUUAUAAUCUUCCCCCUUGGUUGAUUAUGAAACCAGAAAAUAUAAUUCUUUCAACUAUAAUCCCCGGACCUGUGCAGCCUGGUAAUGAAAUAGAUAUUUAUAUGCAACCACUUAUUGCCGAAUUAAAAGAAUUGUGGGAUGUAGGCAUAGAGACGUAUGAUUCCUUCUCUGACAGAACAUUCACAUUACAUGCGAGCCUACUAUGGACCAUAAGUGAUUUUCCGGGGUAUGCGGUUUUAUCAGGUUAUAGCACAAAGGGUAAGUUAGCUUGUCCAAAUUGUCAUUACUACACCUCGUCAACCUACUUGAAACAUAGUCGAAAAGUCUGUUAUAUGAAUCACAGAAAAUUUCUUCCACCUGACCACAAGCUUAGAUUUGAUAAGAGAAGAUUUAAUGGUCUGGUGGAGACAGACCUUUGUCCACCACCAUUAUCUGGAGUAGAAAUUUCAGAACUCUUGCGUGGAUAUAAGAAUAAUUUCGGGAGGCACAAUUUAGAUGUCAUGCACAUUGAGAAGAAUGUGUGUGAUAAAAUAUUAGGGACUUUGCUGAAUAUUAGUGGCAAGAGUAAAGAUCAUCUGAACGCUCGUUUUGAUUUGCAAGAUAUGGGCAUCCGUAAGGUUCUUCAUCCUGUACUAUCUGCUGAUAAAAAGCACUAUGAAAUCAGCGCGGCUACUUUUGACAUGACAAAAAAAGAAAAAGAAAAUUUUUGCUCAGUGUUGUUAAAUGCUAGACUGCCUUAUGGAUGCGCAUCUAAUAUCAGCCGCUGCGUGCAAAUGAGUGAGAGGAAAGUGUAUGGAUACAAAAGCCACGAUGCACAUUUCAUUCUUCAAUACUUGCUACAAUUUUCUGUGAUUAAAACCUUGGAUCCAGAGGUUGCAAUACCUUUGAUCAGGUUGGGGUCAUUUUUUAGGGGCAUAUGUGGCAAAGUCAUCGAUUUGGAGGAUAUUCCGAAGUUGCAAGAAGAAAUCAUAGAAAUACUCUGCCAAUGUGAAAUAAUCUUUCCACCGGCUUUCUUUGACAUUAUGAUGCACCUACCUAUUCACUUAUGUAAAGAGGUGGAAUUAGGAGGACCGGUGCAUCUUAGAUGGAUGUUUGGUAUUGAACGAUAUUUAAGUAAGUUGAAGUCCUACGUCCGCAACAGGAGCAAACCAGAAGGGUGUAUAGCUGAAGGGUACAUGGUCGAAGAGUGCUUAAUCUUUUGUUCUCGAUUUUUAAAUGAUGAAAAGGAAGUAAAAAAAGCUGAAGGCAGUGACAAUUUUGGAUACCCCAUUGGAUCCAGGAGAAACAAAGAUGGAAAGGCUGUUCAUUUGGGAGAAAAAGUAUGGAUUGAUGCUCAUCGAUACAUACUCUUUAACUGUGGUAACAUGGAGGUCGAGAAGCUGAUAGAGGAACACCGUACCCUGUAUGAUAACGGUGGAAAGUCAAAAAAAUACAAACGAGAGAGGACACAUACAAAAGAAUUCCAUAAUUGGUUAAAAGAUGAGGUUGACAAAAAAGACGGGUGUUCACAGCAAUUGUUAAGUCUGGCGAAGGGACCUCAACGAGCAGCUAAAAAAUACACUGGUUAUAUAAUCAAUGGGUUCAGAUUCCAUACGAAACAAAGGGAUGCAAAAUGUACUACGCAGAACAGUGGUGUUCUUUUAACAGCCCUGACCACUAGUUUUGCAAGCGCUAAGGAUCAAAAUCCAAUAGUCGGGGAUGUUAGUUACUAUGGUUCAAUCGAAGAAAUCAUUGAAGUUGAUUAUUGGGGCGCAUUAAAUGUAGUUUUGUUCAAAUGUUGUUGGUAUCGCAAGGACAAAGACUGUUGUGGGCUCACAAGAGUCAAUUUCAAUAGAUUAUAUCAAAAAGAUGAUCCAUUUGUUUUAGCUACGCAAGUACAACAAAUUUUCUAUAUUCAAGAUUGUACGGAACAACAUUUGUAUUAUGUUGUUAAAAAAAUGCCAAGGGACUGCAAUGACAGACUACAAGGAAAUGAUGUGUUGGAAGAAGUCAGUGGGCCUACUAUGCACGAUGUGACAAUACACUUUGAUGUGGAAAAUCGCAGUGCUGAUGAUGCUAGCUGGAAUAGAGAUGACGUGCCAAGACUACAAAUUCCUAUAGAUGAUCAGCAAGAAAAUGAAGAAUUUGGCGAAUGA
Daucus carota subsp. sativus is the source of this 3171-nucleotide messenger RNA. RefSeq lists its product as uncharacterized. Bases 1 to 3171 code for a protein of 1056 amino acids. The record is from RefSeq and is a predicted model, not a curated record. The transcript has 3 exons. Lineage: Eukaryota; Viridiplantae; Streptophyta; Magnoliopsida; Apiales; Apiaceae.